This is a messenger RNA of Theobroma umbraticum, 1910 nucleotides long. RefSeq names its product Carbohydrate-binding protein (gene CF9). Lineage: Eukaryota; Viridiplantae; Streptophyta; Magnoliopsida; Malvales; Malvaceae. The record is from RefSeq and is a predicted model, not a curated record.
UUUAUAAUGGAAGCAAGACCCCGACUUCUUGGAAAAUUCGAGCCAGAGGGGGAUUCUCUGGACCUGAAAUAACUGGGAAAAAAAAGGAAAGGAAAAGGAGAAAAACGCAAUUGCUCUGUCCUUUCUCUCAACUUGAUCUUCUAUCCUCCAUUAUUGUUCUCUUUCCCCUCUCUGCAACCAGUAUUUCAAAAGCCCUGGGGUUCGAGUUCUUGUAGCUCUAGGCUUUCGUUUUUGGUCAAUGGAUGUUCAGUUGGUGAACAAGGCGUUGACUUUUUCUCGAAGGAAGAAGAAAUGGCUUAUUUUGUUAGCUAUUUGUGGAGUCUCUGGUUAUGGGGUCUACAAGGUGUAUAAUUUACCCUCUGUGGUGAAGAAAAGGAACAGGUUUUUGAAGAUCUUUGGAGCUCUAAUUUCGUUAGCUGAAUUGGUCUCUGAUUCCGCGGAGACGAUUAAUGUUGUCGCCAAGGACUUGAGAGAGUUUUUGCAAUCUGAUUCUGAUCAAGUUCCUAAUAGUUUGAAGCAAAUUUCAAAGAUCGUUAGAUCAGAGGAUUUUUCCCAAUCGUUAAUUAGGGUUACUGAGGCUUUAACAGUUGGGGUUUUAAGAGGGUAUAAGUCCAAAUCAGGGGAUGAGAAUGAAUUGGCAACGGGUUCGGUGAAUUCCAGCUUUACUGAUAGGGUAAUGGAUAGAGUUUUCUCUAAUGCUGGGACUGGUUUUGUAUCUGUUGUGGUUGGUAGCUUUGCUAGGAAUUUGGUUCUGGGGUUUUACUCCAAUGGUGGAGAAACUGAUGGGUUGAGUGGGAAUGGUGGGUCAUCUGAAGUGCCCAAAUGGGUUAAUGUGCUUUAUGAUGAUAAGUGCAAAGAGUUAAUGGCUGAAUGCAUACAAAGAUUUGUAAGCACAGCUGUUGCGGUUUAUCUUGACAAGACAAUGGAUAUUAAUACGUAUGAUGAAAUUUUUGCUGGGCUAACCAAUCCAAAGCAUCAAAAUGAUGUGAGAGACAUUUUGGUGUCUGUUUGUAAUGGCGCUGUGGCAACGCUGGUGAGGACGUCACAUCAAGUGUUGACAAGUUCAAACUCGAAUUCUCAGUCACGUGUGGAUUCUACUUGUUCGAAUAUUGAUCAGAGUGAGGCAGCUGGCGGAAUGAGAGAUGGCUGUUUUGAGAAGGAAGUACCUUUAACAGGGGUGCAAGAGGGGAGCUCAUUAGAUGGGAUUCGGAAUGGUGGUUGGGUUGAAAAGGUCUCAUCAACAUUGGCAGUUCCUAGCAAUAGGAAGUUUGUGCUUGAUGUGACUGGGAGGGUGACCUUUGAAACAAUAAGGUCUAUAGUGGAGUUUCUGUUAUGGAAGCUUUCAGAAGGUGUUAAAACAAGCAUACAUGUUGUCCAUGAGGAGGUUGUGGAAAGGGGACUGGAUGUUAUCAGAUAUAUUGGUGCAAAGUCUUCCGUUAUUGUUACCAUUUGUCUUGCUCUGUACUUACAUAUCCUGGGUGGUAGUAGGGUUCUCUUACCUGCUUGAAUGAGUUUGUUCUGUCUUUUCAUGGGAAUCCAAUGAAAUCUUACUGAAGUUGCUUAUUUCAGAAGGCCCUGUUUGUAUCUCUCUCUCUCUUGCAAAUAAAAUGUAUAACUAAGGUAGUGUAGUUCAUUUUUAUUAUUAGUUUUAGCUUUAGGAAACACUUAGCUUCCUCCAUAUUUAGCAGCAUUAUUCAAAUGUAUAGUCAAUAUUCUCACUGCUAUAUACCACAAUUAGUGGUAUUUGUUGUUACACAAAAAUCAAUCCCUGCAAGAUGCAGAUUGUAUUAGCGAUUUAGCAACCAAAGGAACAUAGAAUAUUCACAUUAAUGUGGUUUGGGAUUACGAAUUCCAAUAUUUGUAUCAAUUUCUUGGCCAUUGUUAAUAACAGCUUGUAUCAUUCAGCAUCA